CAUCAGUCGAGGCUGAGCUAGUGAGCCUGUCGCAUCCAGAGGACCCUGAGAAGAGGCUGUGAUUUCAGUUCAUCUUCCUGUGCCUUUCCGCGCUGGCAUUUUCAGCUCUGCCUUCGUGUUGUUCUUGGAUUGUCCCCGCUGUGGCUCCGUGUUAGUUUUCACAUCAGCCAUGUCAUUCUCCCAGCUGGGUUACCCCCAGUAUUUAAGCGCCACCCAAGCGGCGUACGGAGGCGAUCGGACUGGGGUGCUUUCCGCGUCUUUCCGGGGCAGCCCCUCGGAGAUCGGUGCGGGUCAGUCUGCCACAGCGGCAGUCACGUCGGUGCUGGGCAUGUAUGCAAACCCUUACGCGGCUCCCGGCUAUAGCGCCUUUCUGCCGUACAGCAGCGCGGACCUUGCGCUCUUCUCGCAGCUGGGUGCGCAGUAUGAGCUUAAAGAUAGCCCCGGUGCUCUUCCGUCCAGCUUCGCGGCCCACGCCGCGGCCGCCUUCUACCCGUACGGCCAGUGCCAGUAUGGGGACGCCGCUAGAGUCAAGAGUGCCACUCGGGAGACGACGACCACGCUGAAAGCCUGGCUUCAGGAGCACAAGAAAAACCCGUAUCCCACCAAGGGGGAAAAGAUCAUGCUGGCCAUCAUCACCAAGAUGACCCUCACGCAGGUGUCCACCUGGUUCGCCAACGCCCGCAGGAGACUCAAGAAGGAGAACAAGGUGACAUGGGGACGCAGUGCUGAGGACCGGGAUGGCAAAAUAUUCGACAGCGAUAACGAAGGGGCCACUGUAAAAAACGAAGAUGAGGAGAUUGACCUGGAAAGCGUAGAUAUAGACAAGAUUGACGAGAACAAUGCGGACCAAAGUAACGAAGAGGACGAUGGUGAUGAAGAUGAGGAUGAUAACUUCGAUGAAAGGGAGGGCCGCGAAAGUACGCAUAAAAGACAAACGCAAAAUUGCACGGAGAACCCGAAGUAUACCUCUGCCGACAAGGAGCAAUCAAUUGACAAAAACAGAAGCAUAAUUUCUUCCGACGAGCAAAGCAGUUCCCAAAUUCCCCCGUGCCAUAAACCCAAAAUAUGGUCGUUAGCCGAAACGGCUACGUGUCCCGACAGCUCUCAGAAAUCGGCGAUGCCCCCUGGAGCAGCCAGCCGGACCUCGAUACCCAUCCAGCACCCGGCUUUCCUGCCGAGCCAUGGAGUAUACACGUGCCAGAUCGGAAAAUUACAAAACUGGACGAAUGGCGCUUUCCUGGGCCAAAACGGCCUGCCUAACGUGAAGUCGGUUCUGGGCCUGGAUCAUGGUCACCAGACGUAUAGUAUGAAGGCCCACGCAGGACAGAAGGCGCCCCCCAAAUCUGCGCCUGACAGCGAGAGCUCCGCGGAGGACAUGAGCCCGAAGCUCACAGAUCAGGGAAAUGUUCAAAGGACAGUGUCUCCGAUGCCGGCAAUAAAACCAUCGCUUCAGCACGUGCGUGACAGUUCCAGGGUCCAGUAUGAAAAACAGAGGCUUUUACGUCCCCCCGUUCUAUCUGCUCUCACCUCCACCUGAUGAAGACAUUAUUAUUGUUAUUAUUAUUAUUAUUAUUAUUAUUAUUAUUAUUAUUAUUAUGACGAAUUUCAGGCAAAAAUAAGCUGACGGCAAAGGACCCUAUCCCUAACACUGCCCCAAGUUCCCCGUUUCCCUGCAGCGUUCUGUCGAUAUUUACCCUCCGUACUGAGAAAUUACCUUCCUUCUUCCUCUCAUGCCACUUACGUUUUUUCCCUUAUACGCGUUUUUGAGUUUUGUUUUUGUUUCUGUGAAUAAGAUUGUGUAUAUGCACAUAAUUUGUCCAAAAUACAGCCUAU
This is a messenger RNA of Paramormyrops kingsleyae, 1833 nucleotides long. RefSeq names its product iroquois homeobox 1b (gene irx1b). Gene Ontology annotation, cellular component: nucleus. Gene Ontology annotation, molecular function: DNA-binding transcription factor activity, RNA polymerase II-specific; RNA polymerase II cis-regulatory region sequence-specific DNA binding. The record is from RefSeq and is a predicted model, not a curated record. NCBI's taxonomy places the organism in Eukaryota, Metazoa, Chordata, Actinopteri, Osteoglossiformes, Mormyridae. Gene Ontology annotation, biological process: neuron differentiation; regulation of transcription by RNA polymerase II; cell development.